AUGAAUUGGUGAGUGAGGGUUCGAAAUUUAUAAAAAUCUUGAUUCAACAAAAAAUUGUCGAAAUCCAAAGUGAAGCUGACGCAAAUUUUGAAGCUACCACAUUUGCGUCAAGAUAAAAAAUUCAAAAAUGUUUCCAGCACCGCUACAUAUUCUUUGGCCGGUUCUCUGGUGCCUCUUCAAGUUCCAAAAAUUUUCGAAGACGAUUUCGAGGAUUCAGAAGAAGAUGAGGAUGAAUUCGAGUUGACCGCAGUUGCCAAUGAUGACAAUUUGAAUUCGAAUUCAAAUUCAAAUUUGGCGCCAAAAGAGUUGCGUCAAAAAUUGUUGCACCACGGAAAAGGUGGAUCGAAGAAACGACAGGAAAAACCACCGUAUUCCUAUAUUGCGUUGAUUGCGAUGGCGAUUUCGGUAAGAAUUUUUCUCAAAUUCAAAAAUCAUGAAUAUUUUGAGCUUAAAAUUCCAGAAACGCCCCGACAAAAAAGCGACACUGGCCGAAAUCUACAGCUACCUUCAGGAGAAUUUCGAUUUUUUCCGCGGCGAAUAUGCGGGUUGGCGAAAUUCGAUUCGACACAAUUUGAGUUUGAAUGAGUGUUUUGUGAAAUUGCCCAAAGAUACUGGAGAAAGGUGAGAUUCUGAUUGAAAUACCGUGUUUUUGCUUGUUCGUUGAAUUCAAAUUCGCCAUUUUCAUAGGCAAUCAAGGAAAAAAACCUAUAAUCAUAUUUUUUCGGUUUUUCGUGAAAAAUUCUCGAGGUUUUUCUAUUUUUUGCAACAAAGAUCUUGAAAUUUGAAGGAUUUUAGCAUUUUUGUGAAAAAACGAAAAAAAUUCACAAACCGUCGUGUUGUCUGCCGUCUCUCUUACGCAUUUCUAUCUCUCAUUUUCUCUCCUUCUCUCUCCUCGUCUCUUCUAGCCGCAACACUCUCUCGUUUAUUUUUUUAUUUUUUUUUUCGUGAAAUCAGGCAAUUUCAUGAUUUUCACCGAAAACAUCAUAUUUGAAUGUAAAACCUAUUUUUUUGUCUUCUUCAAAAAACCUCAAUUUUGCAGUUAUCGCGGACGAAAAGGCCACAAAUGGACCAUCUCCGAUUCCUGUGAAUUCAUGUUGGAAGAAAAUGGUUUCCGGCGGCGGCCACGUGGAUAUAAAGCCCGAAAAACUCGCACCUCUUCCUCAUCAAACUCUUCUUCGGCCGUCGCACAAAAUUCGACGACUUUGUCUAACUCGGCCACAUUAUCGCUGGCCGCUGCUUCUCAACACCAACAAAUGGUAAGAUUUAUUGAGGUUUUUUGAAAAAAAACACCGAUUGUUGGUUUUGCCGGUGAUUUAUUAUUGGGUAAUUAAUUAAUUAGUGUAUGCAGCGGAUGGGAUUUAAUUUUUCUAACAAAAAAAUAUCAGAAAAGUAUUUUUUUUUUUUGCAGUUUGAUUACGGUCUUGGCUCGGAGCUUGGAGAACAUUUGAAAGCGGAUUCAGGUAUGUUUUUUCGAAUUCCGAAUUUUUAUAAAGUGAAAAUGUUUCAGUUGCCAAUUUGCCAUCAAUACAUCAAGCCUAUGCAUCGCAUUACUUCGGUUAUAAUUCGACUGAUAUUUCGGGAGCACCUUGGAGUCCACAGUGAGUUUUUUUUUGAUUUUCAUUCAAAAAAAACUUCUCGAUUUCUAAUUUCACUGUUGUAGCUACGAUCCUCCAACCUGCUGGUAUUAUCCAUCCCCUCGUUCUUCCACCAACGAAUUCAACAAUCCAACACCAUCCACGUCAUCAUCAUCACCACAAAUUUCGCCAUAUUUCUAUCCACCAAUCGCUCCGCCACCCGUACACAAUUUAGCAGCACCACAUCACGAUUUUCUUCAACAAAGUUUCGCCACCGGAAUCAUUCCCGACACCAAUAAUUUGUUUUUGUGA
Molecule: messenger RNA, 1886 nt
Organism: Caenorhabditis angaria
Lineage: Eukaryota; Metazoa; Nematoda; Chromadorea; Rhabditida; Rhabditidae
Source: the annotation of a GenBank genome assembly